AUGCUAUCCGGAAUCCAAAAUGUACGCCAAACAGCCAUCCAGCUGCUCAACUUCGGGCUGGUCCUGAGCACUGCAUUUAUGAUGUGGAAAGGCCUCUCGGUCCUCACCAACUCCCCCAGUCCGAUAGUAGUCGUCCUCAGUGGCUCCAUGGAGCCCGCUUUCCAGCGCGGAGAUCUCCUCUUCCUCCGGAAUACGCAACCGACGCUGAACGUUGGAGAAAUCGUGGUGUAUCAGGUCAAGGAUAAGGAUAUUCCGAUUGUGCAUAGAGUGGUGAGGCAGUUUGGGGAGGGAUCCGAAGCCAAGCUCCUCACGAAAGGCGACAACAACAUUGCGGAUGAUACGGAACUCUAUGCGCGCGGACAGGAUUACCUCGAUCGGGACGAUGUCGUGGGAAGCGUGUUUGGGUAUAUUCCGUUUGUGGGGUAUGUGACGAUUCUUCUGUCGGAGCAUCCGUGGUUGAAGACGGUGAUGUUGGGGGUUAUGGGGUUGUUGGUGCUUUUGCAAAGGGAGUAA
Aspergillus tubingensis is the source of this 513-nucleotide messenger RNA. It is a transcript of the gene sec11, whose product is annotated as signal peptidase complex catalytic subunit SEC11. NCBI's taxonomy places the organism in Eukaryota, Fungi, Ascomycota, Eurotiomycetes, Eurotiales, Aspergillaceae. The coding region runs from base 1 to 513 and encodes 170 amino acids. Gene Ontology annotation, cellular component: membrane; signal peptidase complex. The transcript has 3 exons. The record is from RefSeq and is a predicted model, not a curated record. Gene Ontology annotation, molecular function: serine-type endopeptidase activity.